This is a messenger RNA of Saprolegnia parasitica CBS 223.65, 972 nucleotides long. RefSeq lists its product as hypothetical. The record is from RefSeq and is a predicted model, not a curated record. NCBI's taxonomy places the organism in Eukaryota, Oomycota, Saprolegniomycetes, Saprolegniales, Saprolegniaceae. The coding region runs from base 116 to 934 and encodes 272 amino acids. The transcript has 3 exons.
GGCAGCACACCUGGGCAGCACCGGUCUCCGAUUGGAGAACACGACGAGCUUCGCAAGUCUGCUACAAUUUCACUCCAGUCGUCCUUGGUUCUGCAUUUCAUACACUUGCUUUGGGAUGGGCUGCUUCCAAUCGACGUCCGCGCACGAGCCUGGGCCAGGACGGCGCCGACAGCAGCCACCAGUGCCCACGCCGCCAUCCACUAACACCAACGGCAACUACCCGGACGACAGCAGCUUGUCGUUUUUGAGUGAGAACCCGCCGCCAUCGCUCUUGCCGCAGAGCAGCACGCACUCGUCGUUUCCGAUGCUCCGGUCGUCGGCGACAAACAGCUACUCGAACAACAAGUCGUACUCGACGAACGCGUACUCCAACAACGGCACAGUGGGCGGCGAGACGUUCCUCGACGUGCCAGAGGACCCGCAGUCCGUGCGCAAUAUCUGGGACGACGCGACGCAGGCUGAAAACGGCGCUCGGAAUAUCUGGGUGCAAUCCAAUAACCCCAAGAGCAUGAAGAACAUUUGGGGCCUCCUGAGCAACGGCACGGACGCCAGCCACGUCCGAAGCAAUGGAACCGGCCUCGAGUCCAACAUUUGGUCAGGUCAAACCAAGGUCGACUCCCAGGGCCGCCGCACAAACAUUUGGGGCACGUUCAUGUCGACUGCGUCUUCGAACGGGCCCAAGUCGGGCAGCCGCUGGAGCUUCAUGUCGUCCGGCGACGAAAACGUUUGGAGCCAAGGCACGGACCAGACUGUGGGUUCGAACCCGCGACCACCACCACCACAGUCGGCCGUGCGGUCGACGCGUGACCUCAACUUGAUUGCGAUCGACGAGGAGCAUGAGCAAGAGGUGUUUCGAGCCAUGCCUGCAAGCGACGCACCGGCGACGCGACCGGGUCAAGGCAGCGAUACCUUUCUCAACUCGGUCGUCGUGUAAGCAAUCGCAUACUACACCUUUAAUAAUAUACUAGCCCU